Prunus armeniaca (apricot) is the source of this 567-nucleotide messenger RNA. Lineage: Eukaryota; Viridiplantae; Streptophyta; Magnoliopsida; Rosales; Rosaceae. The record is from the annotation of a GenBank genome assembly.
AUGCUUCGUCACGUGGCCCGGAGGUGGAGCGCUGCUACACACACUUUUGUGUUUUUAUGGGAGCAUCUUAAAGGAUUGGAUGUACAUUCACUUCCUCACUCACAUGCUAUGAAGCUGGCCAAUUGGGGCAGGGGUUCUUAUAUGCCAAAAAGUCUUCCCUUAGUCUGCAGAUGGUUUAAGCGAAUGCAGAGGAAAGGCCAGGACUUUCUGAAGCUGUUGGAUAACGUUGAGAACUUUGUCUUCCCUCCUUACGGCACCUCAGCAGAGACCUUCACCUUUGUGCCCUUUUAUGCUGAUGUUAGUGACAUUGUUGAGGUUCCAGCAGCCAUGUCACAAAGCGGCCAGUUUAGAAAGUAUGCCAUGUUGAACUUUGCUCCUAUCCCACUGCCUACUCUUGGAGACAGUCGCUCAGAGAUUUCUGUACCUUACUCGUCUCACCGGGUUAGGCGGCAAUUUGGGCUUGAUCAAGGAGUACCGAGCAGUCCUAACCAUGCUGACCCCUUCGUGAUACACAGAGUCUUCUGGAGCAAUGACCCUAUACCAACUGUUGUAGGCCCCUUGUUUUAG